GUGUGUGCGAACGUUCCACAUGACUUCCGCGCCGGCCCGCGUCCUCACGAACGAACAAGUUCAAACACCUAGAAUCCGUUCCAGGAUGUUCAAUAAUAUAUUUAAUGUUAGAAUGACGGUGCCUUGCGAGCGUAGGGCGGUGGCGUGCGUCCUGCUUACCAUCAUGGCGGUGGUGGCGGCCGCUUCCUACGACCGGGAGAGAUUAGAGAUUGCGAAGCAGAUCCUGGAGGAAGUACCACUCACUGAUGGACACAACGACCUUCCGUGGAACAUCAGGAAGUUCCUUCGCAACCAAAUCAACGAGUUUGAACUGGACACCGACCUGACUGUAGUCGAGCCAUGGUCCAUUUCCAAGUACUCCCAUACUGAUCUGCCAAGGCUGAGGGAAGGCAUGGUUGGGGCACAGUUUUGGUCUGCCUUCGUGCCCUGCGCCACCCAGAAUAAGGACGCUGUGCAGCUGACCUUGGAGCAGAUUGAUGUCAUCCGACGUCUCGUCGACAAGUAUCCUCAGUCCUUUCAAUUGGCAACUUCUGUUACUGAUAUUCUGCAAGCCCACAGCGCCCGUCCCCGCAAGAUUGCAUCACUCAUCGGCAUCGAAGGUGGACACUCCAUCGCCAACUCUUUGGGUGUCCUCAGGAGCUACUACCAACUUGGAGUUCGUUACAUGACGUUGACUCACACUUGCAACACUCCUUGGGCUGACUCCUCGAACGAAGCGCCAGUUGCUAACGGUCUCACCGAAUUUGGAGAGAAAGUUGUACGCGAGAUGAACCGCCUGGGGAUGCUGGUGGACCUGUCCCACGUGGGGGAGAACACCACCAGGGCGGCCAUCAGGGUGUCCAAGGCUCCUGUCGUCUUCAGCCACUCCUCUGUGUACAGUCUUUGCGCCCACAAACGCAAUGUGCCUGAUGAUAUCAUCCAGUCUUUGAAGGAUAACGGCGGUGUCAUCAUGGUGAAUUUUUUCCCUGACUUCGUGAAAUGUGCUCCAAAUGCAACCCUUUCAGACGUGGCCGAACAUUUCCACUACAUCAAGAGGAUGAUCGGGGCUGACUACGUGGGCAUUGGCGGCGAUUAUGAUGGAGUUAACAGGGUACCACGCGGCUUGGAAGACGUAUCGAGAUACCCCGAAUUGUUUGCUGAGCUGCUCCGAAGCGGUCAAUGGAGCGUCCAGGAGCUGAAGAAUUUGGCUGGUCUCAACAUGUUGAGAGUGAUGCGGCAGGUGGAAAAGGUUCGCGACGAGAUGAGGACUAACGGAGUGGAACCCGAGGAGCAUCCAGAUUCCCCAUCAGAUAACGGGAACUGUACCAGCAACGCAUUUUAUACGGAAUACGUGUAAAUGCUAAAUAUGGUCAGUCGAGACGUGGCUUCCAGCUUCCUCAUCGGCAGAACUCAGGCAGAUAUAGUUCAAUAUUGAUGUGUUUAAUAAUAAUUAAUUACCUUUACCGAUGCUUACACAAUAAAACGUUGCGACCAGUUCAUAGAAAAUAUUUGGAAUUAUAAUGUUUCGUAACGGUAAAAAAUAUA
Molecule: messenger RNA, 1524 nt
Organism: Amyelois transitella
Lineage: Eukaryota; Metazoa; Arthropoda; Insecta; Lepidoptera; Pyralidae
Product: dipeptidase 1
Exons: 13
Coding region: 20-1336 (438 amino acids)
Biological process (GO): proteolysis
Molecular function (GO): metallodipeptidase activity
Source: RefSeq, a predicted model, not a curated record